Orbicella faveolata is the source of this 961-nucleotide messenger RNA. RefSeq lists its product as uncharacterized. The record is from RefSeq and is a predicted model, not a curated record. Gene Ontology annotation, molecular function: ATP binding; protein-hormone receptor activity; G protein-coupled receptor activity. Gene Ontology annotation, cellular component: membrane. Gene Ontology annotation, biological process: G protein-coupled receptor signaling pathway; protein phosphorylation. Lineage: Eukaryota; Metazoa; Cnidaria; Anthozoa; Scleractinia; Merulinidae.
GAUAUUGUUUAUCUUUUGAUGAUUUUGAAUGUUAAUACCUAUGCAAAUGUUAUUCUUGAACGUUCGUUACGCGCAAAUGAAUGUCAUAUUGGUGAUAAUGAGAAUAUAUUAACCAUAAUGAAACAAAUUUGAACACAAAUGAAUGGAUAUUUUCUGUAAAUGUACAGCAAAAGGUGUACUUGCAGCCGACUUUGACAAAGAACACAAAAAUACACAAGUCUUUCUCUAUAUAAGUAGACUAUAACAGAAUUCCUAUUUUGCAGGAUCGUAUAUCUUCAUUGAAACUUCUCAGAAAAACCCCGGAGACAAGGCGAGGUUGUUAAGUGACGAUCUUGAACCCAGUGAAAACGUUUGUGUUCAGUUUUGGUAUCACAUGCAUGGUUCAGAUACUGGCAACCUGAGCAUCUAUGUCAAAACUAACCAAUCAGAAACACUCGUCUGGAGGCUGUCAGGAGAUCAAGGAAACCGUUGGAGAUUUGGACAGACGGCUCUGAAUAGUCCGAGUUCAUAUAAAUUUGUAAUAGAAGGAACAGUCGGUAAUGGCAGUAAAGGUGAUAUUGCAGUGGAUGACUUAACGGUGAUGGAUGGAGUAUGUGAUGAAAUUAUAAAACAGGCAAGUCCAGACUGCGAAUUUGAAGAGAGUAUGUGCGACUGGGAUGCUGAACAGGGAUGGGUUCUGAAAAUACGCUUAGAGAGAUUUGAAACUUCCGGUAAGAUGUUGUCUACAUAUGCUGUUUUCCUUAGUCACAAGGUAUUAAUGUAGUUGUAUGUUUUCAACAUAUUCAUCUCAAGGGUGUUUUAGUAUUCAAGUAUGAAAAAUAACCGAACACGAAGGUGAUGACUCCAUCAACUUGAAGUUCAAGAUGAGUAAAGUAAAAAAUUGCAAGAUUCGUUUCUGAUUAGAUACUAGUGGCAGAAAUUACCUUAUUGCAGUGAGCACGCUAAGGGCCGAUUUACACGG